UCCCCAAAGCAGAAACCUGAUUUUCCCGUCAAUCACACCCGACUUCCCCACGACGCCGUAAACCUGGCAGCGCAUCAUCCUCGCCUCGUCAGGCCUUUGGUGGUACAGCGGUUGAGCUUGGAAGCCAACACAGCACGCGUGCCACUCGACUCAAACAUGCCUGCACGCCUGUGCAACCCCAACGCAAUUGAAUCGGCCGCCUCCGUCUGUGCUGGUAAACCAUCACAACAGGAUUACAUCCGCCAAAACCUCCAGGGCACGCGUGUGUGAACAAUUAAACCCUUUUUUUCCACCCACUCACCCAACCCAAACUCGUGCAAAUCUCCCCUCGACCAUGAAUGACAUCAUUCCUUGUUUGGUCCAUUCCCUACAUAGAUGCACCCAAAACAAAACAGUCAGGGUUGAGAACCAAAACACCAUGCCUCAUCCCUGCAUGAUUAACUUCACACUAAAAACCAAUCGUGCAUUGCUAAUUACAAAAAGCCCGACGCGACGCGCCGUGGCUGCAAAACUCAUUCAUCAUUCCACACAUGCAACAUCAUAUGUACUGAGUUUAUUUUUGGACGCGUGUUGUUGCUGCUGCUGCUGCUGCUGCUGCUGCUACCGAAUGAUUGGGGGGUAUUUUGAAAAACCGCACGACACGCAAUUCGGAAAAGAAAACCUAACAAGCUUUUGCAAACCCAUCAUCCCCUCUCCUGCUUGUUCAUCCCUUCCCGUCAUUCCAUGCCCCAGCUCCCCAUGGCUCUUGUAA
This is a messenger RNA of Periconia digitata, 751 nucleotides long. NCBI's taxonomy places the organism in Eukaryota, Fungi, Ascomycota, Dothideomycetes, Pleosporales, Periconiaceae. The record is from the annotation of a GenBank genome assembly.